UUGUACCUUUUACGAAAUAUGGAUUUCAAGUGAAAUUACGAUCCACCAUGCACGUCAUUGCAUUGUUGUGCGUCGUCAGCCUGGUCGGCUCGGCAUUCAGCCAACACAAACCUCACCAGGAGAGCCUGAUAAACCUUCUGAAGCAUGUACACAGGCAGCCGUACUUCCACCAGCUCCCCGAGUCCGAACAGCUCCUGCUGGUGGAGCUGCUGGCAGAGGGCCAAGUGGGUCAACUCGACCACUUCAUAAAGACAGUGGGCGCAGACAGAAUCCGUACACUCGCUAACCAUCUCCCUGACAACGAGAAGCAUCACUUGAUUCAAUACAUUAAGACGCACCACGAAAGCACGAAGCCGCCGCUGCACGUUGUGACGACGACAUCGUCCUGGUUGAGACGUCGACGUGUCAUCACAAAACAGUGACAGUGACACCCAGCUGUGGGCUUCCUCUCCCUGGUGCAGAAAUACACACACCACUCACA
Molecule: messenger RNA, 481 nt
Organism: Gigantopelta aegis
Lineage: Eukaryota; Metazoa; Mollusca; Gastropoda; Neomphalida; Peltospiridae
Exons: 4
Coding region: 48-422 (124 amino acids)
Source: RefSeq, a predicted model, not a curated record